AUGAAAUCGUUGACUCUUGCCCUCGCCGCCAUCAUGGUCUCGCCCAUCUUCGCCGCCCCCAUCGGCCCCAGCGGCCCCUGCCCAGACGUGAGUUGCUCAGGGCCAACCUGCCCUUCACACGCCCAAAAUACUAACAAAUCUUUCGUCGUCCAGUACAAGGUCGAUGCCAUCCUCAACGGCCAACUCGACCCCUCGGCAUGCUGCUCCUAUGGAACGUGCAAGGGCGACGUCGUCAUCUCGGUCGGCGAGUGA
Messenger RNA from Cordyceps militaris CM01, 252 nucleotides. RefSeq lists its product as uncharacterized. The coding region runs from base 1 to 252 and encodes 83 amino acids. The transcript has a single exon. Lineage: Eukaryota; Fungi; Ascomycota; Sordariomycetes; Hypocreales; Cordycipitaceae. The record is from RefSeq and is a predicted model, not a curated record.